CUAAGGGUGAAAUUCCCAAGAAUAUUCGACAGUUAAGUCCAUCUAAAGAUGCAAGAGAAAUCAAGUAUUUUAGUCGAGUAAGAUAUUAAUGUUAUUUCGCUAAGUUUAGACCAUGCAUGGUACCAAAAUCGACAUGCAAAUAGAUUGACUUAUACAGUAAAGUUCGAAAGACAAAAAAGUUUUGAAAUUACUGUGUUAAACGUCUUCGCCCUCCGUUUAAUCUUAAAUGAUUUUGCAGUAAAUCUUAAUAAUUGCUGUUCCUUCACUUUAUGAUAAGAGUGUCAUUCAGUGCCUCUACGUUUAAAUUAAACAAUUUAUUAUCUCCACUGUUGACUAGUUUUAUUUUCACGAGUUUCCUUUCUUUUUUUACUUUAGAUAAACGAGGAUAUCAAAAAGAAAUUUGUCCACCAGGGCAACCAGAGUAAACUGACACACCAUAUGAAUUUGGAAAAAGGAGGUCCGGUUGGAAGUGGCGCCGAAGUAGGUAAAAUUUGGCACAGAAUCCUUAAAAAAUACAUAGAUAAUCCUGAACAGCAUGGCGAUGGAGCAGGUGAAGCUGUGAUAAAAGCCUUACAAUCGGAGGGAAAUAUUGUAAAAGAUAUUAAAUUUUUACAAACCGAAUUUCCUCUGUACGGGUUCAUAAGCGACAAGGAAACUUUGGAAAUUUCUUUUUGGAACGGAAACGCUGACGCAAUUGGAUGGUUUGAUGACCGUUACGUCAUCGUAGAUUGGAAGGCGGUCGAUCUUCUGCUCUUCUGGGAGAAAAAUAAACACGCAUACGGAGAUUAUUUACACCAGUGCUUAGUUUAUGCGCGACUUUUGCAGCUACAUUUGGGUCUUGACGAGCUACCGCAUAUUUUGAUUGUGCCAAUCAGUAACAAAACUGGUAAAGAAAUUCACCCCGCUAUGUUUAAUAACGUUCCCGAUGAAUGUAAAAACGAAAUACAGCUAUACAAUUGGUCAAAGGUGCCAAUAUCGGUGACAAAAAAAAUAAAAAAUUGGAUGGUCAAAGAUGCCUUUAAAAAUAGUGAUGUUCCAGAUGAUACUAAAGUACAAGAUGUGUUUAACGAUGAUGUUACAGUAAGGCAACUGUUAGAUGCACUUACAUCAAAACUAACAGGAUUAAAAGUUGAGGAUUAA
Molecule: messenger RNA, 1140 nt
Organism: Paramuricea clavata
Lineage: Eukaryota; Metazoa; Cnidaria; Anthozoa; Malacalcyonacea; Plexauridae
Source: the annotation of a GenBank genome assembly